This is a messenger RNA of Musca vetustissima, 1710 nucleotides long. RefSeq lists its product as uncharacterized. Gene Ontology annotation, biological process: DNA integration. The record is from RefSeq and is a predicted model, not a curated record. Lineage: Eukaryota; Metazoa; Arthropoda; Insecta; Diptera; Muscidae. Gene Ontology annotation, molecular function: nucleic acid binding. Bases 1 to 1710 code for a protein of 569 amino acids. The transcript has a single exon.
AUGCUACUUCAACAAGAAUUUAAAUGGACGAAAGAUGCGAGUGAGGCAUAUGAACAAAUUAAGAAUGCUCUAAUAUCUCCUCAAGUACUAACACCAUAUGACCCUUCACUUCCAUUGAUUUUAGCAACAGACGCUAGUAAAACGGGAUUGGGCGCUGUGAUGUCACAUAGGUUCCCGAAUGGUUUAGAACGACCCAUUGCGUACGCCAGCCGCACGUUAACUUCAACAGAACUCAAGUACCCGCAAAUCGACAAAGAAGCGUUGGCGAUAGUAUGGGCUGUUAAAAAAUUCUUUAAAUACCUGUAUGCUAUAAAUUUUACGCUGGUAACAGAUCAUAAGCCGCUCUCACAAAUUUUGCACCCAGAAAAGAGUUUAUCUUCACUGUGCAUUAGCCGCAUGGCUAACUAUGCCGACUUCCUCAGUAACUUUAAUUACAAAAUAAUCUGCAAACCAACGAAGGCCAAUGCAAAUGCUGACUACUGUUCGAGAAUAAUGCAGACCACCAACAUUUUACAGGUAAAUACGAAUCUGGUGGCGAUAGAUGCUUCGAUGGAUCCUGGGGAUGAAUUCGACGAAUUUGUUAUCCGGCAGAUUAAGCAGUUGCCAAUUAAAGCAUCUCAUAUUGCCCUGGAAACUAAAAAAGACCAACAUUUAGGGAAAAUUGUCCAACUUCUGGAGUCGGGCCACUGCCUGAGAAGAGCAGGAUACGCAGCGCCUGAAGAAAAUUAUCAGCUGUCAUCAGGUUGUCUUACGUUUGAACACAGGGUAGUGGUUCCAUCGGUACUUCGAGAAAAGAUACUCAAGGAUCUCCAUGCAGCACACCUGGGUAUAGUGAAAAUGAAAGGAAUGGCACGAUCCUUUGUAUAUUGGCCGUUAAUUGACAGAGAUAUCGGAAAGGUUGCGAAGGCAUGUAAUGCGUGUGCCAUGAUAGCUAACAAACCAACCAAAUUCGGAGAGCACCAUUGGGAAUACCCAAGUGGACCAUGGCAACGGAUUCAUAUCGAUUACGCUGGACCGUUCCUGGAUUCUAUGUUUUUAAUUGUAACGGAUGCAUUUAGUAAAUGGAUGGAAGUCAAAAUGACUUCAACAUCUACGUCUUCUGCAACAAUUUCAAUACUGGAUGAAAUGUUUUCUACAUAUGGUGUUCCCAAGACCGUGGUGUCGGACAAUGCGACGAACUUUUCAUCGGAAGAAUUUAGGCAAUUUCUGAAAAAUAGUGGCGUUGUAUACCAUAAACAGUCUGCUCCAUAUCAUCCAGCGGCCAACGGUCAGGUUGAAAGAUGUGUACAAACAAGAUGUGUACGUAUAGGAGACCUGCAUUACCAAAUUGAAUACGGAGGAAAGUUAUUAAAAAGACAUAUUGAUCAAAUUCGAUCGGCGAAAUUUAAUACACUUCAUACCGGAAAUAACAGUAGAGUGCCACAAAGACCGAAGCCCAGUACUAUGUGCCGAACGAGUACACCAAUGGUAGGACAGAUGCCGAGGAGAAAUUCAAACAAUGUGGUUUUACAUUCUACACCAACAGGAGAAUCUGGCAGAAAUGAGGAUAGUUCGGAUAGUCAACAGACGAAUGAACAAUUAAUCGAAGUAGAUCAGGAAAUAUCCGAAGUCGAAAAUAGUACUCCUACCGGCCGCCGAAUACCCACUCCAGUAAUAGUUCCCAGACGUUCAACCAGACAGAGAAAGCCUCGCGUGUUAUUCUCCCCCUAA